This is a messenger RNA of Grammomys surdaster, 4473 nucleotides long. RefSeq names its product N(alpha)-acetyltransferase 16, NatA auxiliary subunit (gene Naa16). The coding region runs from base 44 to 2638 and encodes 864 amino acids. The transcript is spliced from 20 exons. Gene Ontology annotation, cellular component: cytoplasm; NatA complex. Gene Ontology annotation, molecular function: protein binding; protein-N-terminal amino-acid acetyltransferase activity. Gene Ontology annotation, biological process: N-terminal peptidyl-methionine acetylation. NCBI's taxonomy places the organism in Eukaryota, Metazoa, Chordata, Mammalia, Rodentia, Muridae. The record is from RefSeq and is a predicted model, not a curated record.
UGGGUCCUGGCUAGUCGGUUCAGCAGGCCUCCCCAUCGCCGUGAUGCCCUGCGUGCAGCUGCCUGCCAAGGAGAGCUCCCUCUUCAAGCGCGUGCUGAAAUGUUACGAACAGAAGCAGUACAAAAAUGGCCUCAAGUUUUGCAAGAUGAUUCUUUCGAACCCAAAAUUUGCUGAACAUGGAGAGACUUUGGCUAUGAAAGGACUAACGUUGAACUGUUUAGGAAAAAGAGAAGAAGCAUAUGAAUUUGUUCGUAAAGGACUUCGCAGUGACAUCAGGAGUCAUGUCUGUUGGCAUGUAUAUGGCCUCCUGCAACGUUCUGAUAAGAAGUAUGAUGAAGCUAUUAAGUGCUACCGAAAUGCCCUCAAAUUAGAUAAAGAUAAUUUGCAAAUCUUGAGAGAUCUGUCUCUAUUGCAGAUUCAGAUGAGAGAUCUUGAAGGUUAUCGAGAGACAAGAUACCAGCUUCUUCAGUUGCGCCCUGCACAGCGUGCCUCUUGGAUUGGAUAUGCCAUCGCUUACCAUUUGCUGAAAGAUUAUGACACAGCGCUAAAACUAUUAGAAGAAUUUAGACAAACGCAGCAAGUUCCUCCCAACAAAAUAGCUUAUGAAUAUAGCGAACUGUUACUAUAUCAGAAUCAAGUUAUGAGAGAGGCAAAUUUAUUUCAGGAAUCUUUGGAACAUAUAGAAACAUAUGAGAAGCUGAUAUGUGAUAAACUUUUGGUGGAAGAAAUUAAGGGGGAAAUGCUGUUGAAAUUGGGAAGACUAAAAGAAGCGAGUGAAGUAUUCAAAAACUUGAUUGAUUGGAAUGCAGAAAAUUGGUGUUAUUAUGAAGGCUUGGAAAAGGCAUUGCAGCUCCGUUCUUUAGAUGAGAAGCUUCAGAUUUAUGAAGAGAUCAGUAAGCAGCACCCCAGAGCAGUUUCACCAAGAAGAUUACCACUGAAUUUUGUCCCAGGUAAAAAAUUUCGAGAACUCAUGGAUAAGUUCCUGAGACCAAACUUUAGCAAAGGAUGUCCACCUCUGUUCACUACUUUAAAAUCUUUGUAUUGUAAUGCAGAAAAGGUUUCAAUAAUCCAGGAACUUGUUACUAAUUAUGAAGCUUCUCUUAAAAUGAAUGGCUUUUUUAGCCCUUAUGAUAAUGGGGAAAAAGAACCCCCAACAACUCUAAUUUGGGUCCAGUAUUUCCUGGCACAGCAUUUUGAUAAACUUGGACAGUAUUUUCUGGCUUUGGAAUAUAUUAAUGCUGUGAUUGCUAGUACUCCAACUCUAAUAGAAUUAUUCUACAUGAAAGCAAAAAUUUACAAGCAUAUGGGGAAUCUCAAAGAAGCUGUGCAGUGGAUGGAUGAAGCACAAUCUUUGGACACAGCCGAUAGAUUCAUCAAUUCCAAAUGUGCCAAAUACAUGCUUCGAGCAAACAUGAUAAAAGAAGCAGAGGAAAUGUGCUCCAGGUUCACAAGGGAAGGAACAUCUGCCAUGGAAAAUCUAAGUGAAAUGCAGUGUAUGUGGUUUGAGACAGAGUGCAUUUCUGCCUAUCAGCGCCUGGGGAGAUACGGGGAUGCCUUGAAAAAAUGCCAUGAAGUAGAAAGGCAUUUUCUUGAGAUAACUGAUGAUCAGUUUGACUUCCAUACAUACUGCAUGAGAAAGAUGACCCUCCGUGCUUAUGUUGGCCUCUUGAGAUUAGAAGAUACUCUGAGAAGACACCCUUUUUAUUUCAAGGCUGCUAGAUCAGCAAUUGAAAUAUAUUUGAAAUUACAUGAUAACCCUUUAACCAAUGACAGCAAACAAGAAGACAUAGAUUCAGAAAACCUGUCAGCCAAAGACCUGAAGAAAAUGCUUAGCAAGCAAAGAAGAGCUCAGAAAAAGGCUAAGGUAGAAGAAGAGAGAAAGCACACAGAAAGGGAACGUCAACAGAAAAAUCAAAAGAAAAAAAGAGAAGAAGAAGAAGAAGACACCAGUGGUCCUAAGGAAGAAUUUAUUCCUGAAAAACUAGAAAGGGUUGACAAUCCAUUAGAAGAAGCCAUCAAGUUCCUCACUCCUCUAAAAACCCUUGCUGCUGAUAACAUUUACACCCACCUGCUGGCCUUUGAAAUAUAUUUUAGAAAAGGGAAGUUUUUGCUAAUGUUGCAGUCUGUUAAACGGGCCUUUGCCAUUGACAGUAAUGAUCCUUGGUUACAUGAAUGCUUGAUUAAAUUUUCUAAAUCUGUAUCUAAUCACAGUAAUCUUCCCGACAUUGUGAGUGAAGUUCUAACUCAAGAAAUGAAGAAGAUGUUUGUCAACAAAGAUUUGCACAGCUUUAAUGAGGAUUUCCUCAAACACAAUGCUACCUCUCUUCAGCAUCUACUUGCAGGUGCUAAAAUGAUGUAUUUUCUGGACAAGUCAAAGCAAGAGAAAGCAAUUGCUACAGCCACUAGGUUGGAUGAAACUAUAAAAAAUAAAAAUGUGAAGACUCUGAUAAAGGUCUCUGAGGCACUGCUGGAUGGCAGCUUUGGGAACUGUAGGUCCCAGUAUGAAGAGUACAGGAAGACCUGCCAUAACCUGCUUCCACUUACACCUGCUUUCCUGCCUGCUGUGAAUGAAGCCCUCCGUCUCAGCACUCAGCUCAACCACACAGCGGACCACAAGCUCUUGAUGAAUGAAAUUUGAAUCUUGUGGGAAGUUGUUCCUACAGACUCAAAGCUGAAUUCAUAUCAGGAUUUCUUUUUCACUGUACAUUUUAAUACUGGUCUGAAAUAAAAUACUUGGAUAGAAGUUUUUAAUGGAAUAUUGUGUAAGCUUAUGCUGCGUCUGGCCUCUAAUUUACAUAGACAUCUGUUACAAUUGCUUGUUUAUACUUGUACCGUCUUACACUCCAGAAUUAUGAGUGUUGUUGCUUCUGUAUUAUAUACUUCAGUUGUUGAUUAAGGUAUAGACAGCCCUCUUAUGCUAUUUUCUUUAGGUCCUAGUUUCAGAAUCUGUUUUGACCUCUUGUUUAUUUGAUUAUUUUGAAGGGUUAACUGAAUGUUAAGAAAUAGCCAUAUUUUCCAUCUUGGUAGAUAAUGUGAUUUGUUCCCUUUUUACCUUAACUUGUAUGAUUAUUUCCUUUGUCAAAGCCAUAAAAAUGAUACUUUAUGGUCGAAUAAGGAUACACCAGUGUUAUGUUGAUAUUCAGAAUGUGAAGACUGGUUUGCCUCUUAUUCAUGUAAAUCUCCCCCAACCCCACCCCCCAAGACAGGGUUUCUCUGUGUAGCCCUGGCUGUCCUGGAACUCACUCUGUAGACCAGGCUGGCCUCGAACUCAGAAAUCUGCCUGCCUCUGCCUCCCAAGUGCUGGGAUUAAAGGCGUGCGCCACCACUGCCCGGCUUAUUCAUGUAAAUUUAACCAUUUGUUGUGUAGCUGUUCUAGUCUCACAGACCAUUGUGGAGGAAUUUUCUUGAUUGAGUUGCAUAGAGACUUAGCAAGCAGGUUACCCUGAGAAGUUUUCUUCAAGGGAGGAUGAUUGGGCAGAGUACAAAUUACAGCACAGCACUAUCUCCUCCAAGACCAUCAGUGAGCUUCUGAUCUCUCAGAUGAGAACUUAAACUAUAAUUAAACUCUGAAAUCCUAGUGUUGUUGAACAGUGUUUUGGGGGGAGCCCUUUUUGCCAUAUCUAAUACAAUGGAAUCAUUCUAUUUCUCAAUAUCAAUAUGUCUGUAAAUCUGUCUGAUAUAAACCCAGAAAGAAGAUUUUAUUUAGAUAAUUCUAAGGUAGUUUUCCUUUAAUUCUUUAGAUUCAUAGUUGUUGAAGAGGAAAAAAAAUCACUGUAAAAUAAUGCCAACCUAGACAGUGCUACAAUAAAUUAUUUCAUAGAGUUGUUUGUUUAUAUCUAUUAUUAUGUGUCCAUACUAGAAAAACAUUUUUUUGGAAAAGUAGAAACUUAAUCAUCUUAAUCUUUUCAAGUUUAUAGAAAAUGUGACUGUCAAUAACCAACUCCCAGAUAUGCUUUGGUGCCACAGUAAAUAGGGUUCUUUGGUGUUUCAGAAGUAUAGAAAUAGGGCCAGGCAUGGUGGCGCAGGUCUUUUAUCCCAGCACUUGAAAGACAGGCAGGUGGAGCUCUGAAUUGGAGGCCAGUCUGCUCUGUAGAUGGAGUUCCAGUCUAGCCAGGGCUACAUGGGGAGGCACUGAUUUUAAAUGGAUAUUUGUCACGGAAUAUUCUGGCAAAUAAGUCAUCUUACUUUCAGCAGGAUGCCAUUUUCAGAAAGAUGCUAGUGACUACACUGGAAACUGCUUUCAACAGCAGCCUUUCAAAGGAAUUGGUGUGGUGGUGUGCUACUGAAGAGACUGCUCAGUAGUCAAGAGUACACACAGACCCAAGUUCUGUUCCUCGUACCCACUCUGGGUGGUUUAUAACUAUCAAAUGGCUCACCACCCAAGGAUCUCACAUCCUCUUCUGGCCUCUGUAAGCACUUGCACUCAAGCACAGAACUAUACACAUGGUUAAUAAAAUUAUUUUUAAAAGUUGA